AUGUCCUACUACUUUGCCAUCGUCGGCACGCAAGACAACCCGCUCUUCGAGCAUGAAUUCGGCUCGUCCAAGCAGGGCGGCGACGGCAUGUCGCGGUUCAGCGAACAGGCGCGGCACAUGAACCAGUUUAUCGUGCACAGCAGUCUAGAUAUCGUCGAGGAGGUGCAAUGGGGCACAGGGCAAAUGUAUCUCAAGUGCAUCGACAAGUUCUUCAACAACUACGUAUCCUGCUUCAUCACGGGCGGCAACAUCAAGUUCCUUUUGCUGCACCAGCCCACGACACCCGUGUCGACCGCCUCGUCCCGGAGCUCCACCUCCAUUGCCGCGAACCCGACGAGUCCCCAGACCGAGGAGGCCAUCAAGAGUUUCUUCAUUGAAGUAUACGAGAACUGGGUCAAGACCAUCAUGAGCCCCUUCUACCGCGUCAACAUGGAGGUGAGCAGUCCGACGUUCAGGCAGAGGGUCGCUGCGGCUGGGAGGAAAUACCUCUGA
Pseudomassariella vexata is the source of this 492-nucleotide messenger RNA. RefSeq names its product Sedlin. The transcript has 2 exons. NCBI's taxonomy places the organism in Eukaryota, Fungi, Ascomycota, Sordariomycetes, Amphisphaeriales, Pseudomassariaceae. Gene Ontology annotation, biological process: endoplasmic reticulum to Golgi vesicle-mediated transport. The record is from RefSeq and is a predicted model, not a curated record. Gene Ontology annotation, cellular component: nucleus; TRAPP complex; cytoplasm. The coding region runs from base 1 to 492 and encodes 163 amino acids.